AUGUGUUKUCUGACCAAGCAUCCAGCUCUUGGGGUGGUAUGUUCUGCUUUCAUAUUCAGCGUGCUCAUUGCUGAAGGACAGCCUGGGGAACAGCAUGGGCAGGAAGGCAGCAAUCCUCGCAGCCAAGGCUCUCUGGUGGAAGUUUUGCGCGUUCUCUCAGCUGAAAACACUGAGCUCCACAUGAACCACUCACGAGAACUGGUCAAAGUGUUACUGGAGAGAGCUGAGUGCCCACAGCGGAUUUAUGGCAUGCAAGAGGAUUGUAAUCUGUGCCUUGAACCAGAUGCUUUGUUACUGAUAGCUGGAGGAAAUGUAGAAGACCAUCUCAGUGAAGAAGUAUUYGAGAGAAUUUCUCUUAUUCUCCUCUACUACAUUCUUCAUCGCAGAGAUAUGUGUUCUUCUGAAUUCAGCUUGAAUGGCAAGGAUUACAAAUUUUACCUACAGAGCAUGCUUAGUUUAAGACAUGAUGAAGACUGUUACUAUUUUUCACGGAAUGAAACUGAAGAUAUUUUAGCUGCAGUAAGGCAACAUUUUAAAACUUCUGAAAACCAGUGUGUUGAUGUGAGCACUCUGGAGAAAAAUGCUGAUAUAAUGGACAGAGAUGGUGCUGAUGAAAACACUCUUCCACGCCUGGCUGCUUUAAUCCUUACUCUGGCUCUCCAAGGAGUCUGUAUGGGGAAAGCAAGCUUGCCUUCCCCAGACUUCUUUAUAAAAUACAUUUUCAGUUCUCUAAAUAGUACCACUGAGCUCCAAGUGACAGAACUAGAACAACUACUAAAUGUGCUUACAGCCAAAAAGACCUGCACUGUAAAUGGACAAUUUCACAGUCACAAAAGAAGACUUUAUAGUAUGGCAGUCAGAGAUAUUGGAAGAAGAAAUWCUCCAAUCAAAGGAAACCAUACAAAAGGAGACUAUCUGAAAGGCUAUUYUGAAGAUCGUGAAAGGAACACAGAUUGGGACCAGGUUUGUUUCUCUGCCAAUGAACUURUGAAGAUAUUUUUGAAAAACAGUUCUUCUUCCAUUUCUAAGGACCACUUCAAGCAAAUCAGCCCAGCUAUCAUUCAACAGCUUUUAAGUUGUUCAUGUCAGGUUCCUGACUUCAAGCAGACAAAGCUUCCACCAACAGCUGUGGAAAAAUAUGGUUACAGCACUGUUGCUGUUUUACUUAUUACUGUUGGAUCUAUGUUUGGUACAACUCUCAUUUUAUUUAACUCCUGUCAAGAAAUCUAUACACUCAUUUUACAGCUGUUUGUCGGUUUGGCUGUUGGAACCCUUUCUGGAGAUGCACUGCUACAUCUUAUUCCUCAGACUCUUGGUUUACAUAAACAUGAAGCACAAGAAGURGAACAUUUCUAUGAGGGAAAAGAAUAUAUUUGGAAACUUCUGGGAAUAAUUGGAGGAAUUCACGGAUUUUUUCUAAUAGAAAAGUGUUUCUUUCUUUUGGUAACACCACGUGACCAGCAGGGCCUUUCUUUAGUUAAUGGGCACUGGGGAAAUUCCAAUGAUCUUCCAGUGGAGUCUGAAUUAAAUGAACAUUCAGGCAGAGGCAAAUCUACUUCAACCAUACAGUUGAGAAGCCCGGAAGAUUCUGAACCWGCUGAAGUUCCUCCAGAGAGCAAGGUGAUCAGCAAAAAAAGUAAGAAAAUCAGCUUGUUAGCAAUAAUGGUUCUGGUGGGUGACAGUCUGCACAAUUUUGCUGAUGGCUUGGUAAUAGGAGCAGCAUUCUCAUCCUCCACAGAAACAGGUGUGACAACGACUAUUGCUAUUUUAUGCCAUGAAAUUCCUCAUGAAAUGGGAGAUUUUGCUGUACUGUUAAGUACAGGGCUCCCAACGAAGAUUGCAAUUUUGAUGAAUUUUAUAAGUGCACUAACAGCAUUCUUAGGACUUUAUAUUGGCCUUUCUCUGUCGACUGACCCAUCAAUUCAAAACUGGAUMUUUACUAUUACAGCUGGAAUGUUCCUGUAUUUAUCUUUAGCAGAAAUGCUUCCUGAAAUGACUCAUAUUCAGACACGGCGACCCUGGUUGAUGUUUCUUCUACAGAACCUUGGAUUACUAUUAGGCUGGCUUUGCCUCUUACUUUUGGCUGUAUUUGAACAGAAAAUUAAAAUAUAAGUUUUCUGUUGGAAAUCUCCAAGUACCACUUAUGACAGUGGAUAGCAUUAUUCACAAUUUUGUCAUGUCUGCUAUAGUGAUAUGUAAAUUAAGUUGCUGGGAUUUUAUAUCUGAACAGUAGAUAACUAUUUUACUUUAUUAACUUAUUGUUCAGAUUUUAUAAUUAUUUUUUUUGUAAACAUGAAUGUUUAGAAUUAUGUUUUAUUGUUACUGAGUGUACCAGAUCCCAUCCUCAAACUCACAGCUUUUAAUCAGUUUUUAUUGAGACCAUUCUAGUUGAAUGCUCUAAGUGAUCUCUUUGCCAGUCUGAUUGAAGAAAAGAAUAAAACACUUUUAUAUGCAAUAAUUAAAGUGGACUAACCAUAGUUGAAUAAUUUGAAUAAGGAAUGGUUUUUGCCUUUUAGUACAAGAAUUAAUGUAUUUCUUUAAAUCUAAGUGUAGCAAAGCUAAACUGCUAAAUAGCAUAAAAGCAAUCUCAUAAAGUCUGUGCUAUACACUUUGUCAACAUAAAGAUUCUCAGCAGUUGCAUCCACUGGUSCCCUGUGGCGGGAAAAAAUGACAGGUGUAAACAUUGAAGUUUAUGAUACAGAAAUUUGAAAAUACUCUUCUCUGACUAUAAUAAGAGUUUUUCAUAUGUGUAAUGGAACCUGUGACAGUCAAGCAUUGGAUUUACCACUUUUGCCUUAUCUCACCUCUGGUGGUUGCUUAUAAUAAGCAAGUGCUCAUGAAGGAUUAUAAGAAGUAUGUUUAAAUUGUUUUUCUCUGAUAUCCCUUCCAGGCUCCUCAAGUGAAGGGAUUUCUUGAGCCAAAUGUUGCUUCUGAGACAUAACAUUCAAUAAACACUUGCCUUCCYGUCAGCAAUUAGCUUAAUCACAGAUGUGUGAUGUGCAUUGUGGAAAGAGCUUUUUCAGUGUCUAGAGUGCAUGUGSCCUCACUGCAACUCCUCCCAUCCUGAGUGAUUUUUGUGUAAUUAGUCCUCUGGAUUUCAAGGUAAUUCUGCAUAAGUUGAGAUGAUUAAUUUAAUUCAGUAUUGCAGAACCAGGUCUGAAACAAAAAUACAAAUUUGYCUGGAUUCUGAUGUGCUGAGCAGGUUCCAGGAGGUAUUGAGAAACAUUCAGCUGUGUGAUUUCAGCUAUUUACAUGCUCUCAAUUUCUGGUGCAAGGAUUUCUCCCCUAUUUGUACUUCUGYGUGAAAACUAAAUUGUGUUCUUUCUUCCUCCUCCAAUGAGCUGGGGAAAUAGUGAGAGGGAGAUACA
Malurus melanocephalus (red-backed fairy wren) is the source of this 3368-nucleotide messenger RNA. RefSeq names its product solute carrier family 39 member 12 (gene SLC39A12). Gene Ontology annotation, cellular component: membrane. The record is from RefSeq and is a predicted model, not a curated record. Gene Ontology annotation, molecular function: zinc ion transmembrane transporter activity. Gene Ontology annotation, biological process: zinc ion import across plasma membrane; intracellular zinc ion homeostasis. The transcript is spliced from 12 exons. Lineage: Eukaryota; Metazoa; Chordata; Aves; Passeriformes; Maluridae. Bases 1 to 2112 code for a protein of 703 amino acids.